Molecule: messenger RNA, 1852 nt
Organism: Pseudopipra pipra
Lineage: Eukaryota; Metazoa; Chordata; Aves; Passeriformes; Pipridae
Gene: CCN1
Product: cellular communication network factor 1
Exons: 5
Coding region: 83-1210 (375 amino acids)
Biological process (GO): cell adhesion; signal transduction
Cellular component (GO): extracellular region; extracellular matrix
Molecular function (GO): integrin binding; heparin binding
Source: RefSeq, a predicted model, not a curated record
GCGGCGCCCGGAGCCGCCUCAGACCGCGCCGGCCGCGCUCCCGCUCCGCGCUCACACGGGCUCCGCUGCACCGGCGCUGGACAUGGGCUCCGCGGGUACCCGCCCCGCUCUGGCGGCCGCUCUCCUCUGCCUGGCCCGCCUGGCUCUGGGCUCGCCCUGCCCCGCCGUGUGCCAGUGCCCGGCGGCCGCGCCGCAGUGCGCCCCCGGCGUGGGGCUGGUGCCGGACGGCUGCGGCUGCUGCAAGGUCUGCGCCAAGCAGCUGAACGAGGACUGCAGCCGAUCGCAGCCCUGCGACCACACCAAGGGGCUGGAGUGCAACUUCGGGGCCAGCCCCGCCGCCCUGAAGGGCAUCUGCAGAGCACAGUCCGAGGGAAGACCGUGUGAAUAUAACUCCAAAAUCUACCAGAACGGGGAGAGCUUCCAGCCGAACUGUAAACACCAGUGUACGUGCAUAGAUGGAGCUGUGGGCUGCAUCCCGCUCUGCCCGCAGGAGCUCUCUCUUCCCAACCUGGGCUGCCCCAGCCCCAGGCUGGUCAAAGUGCCCGGGCAGUGCUGCGAGGAGUGGGUCUGUGAUGAAAGCAAGGAUGCGCUGGAGGAGCUGGAAGGCUUCUUCAGCAAAGAGUUUGGUCCGGAUGAUUCUGAAGGCGAACUAACCAGGAACAACGAGCUAAUUGCCAUUGUGAAGGGAGGCCUGAAAAUGUUACCUGUUUUUGGAUCUGAGCCACAAAGCCGAGCUUUUGAGAAUCCCAAAUGCAUUGUGCAAACAACUUCUUGGUCCCAGUGCUCAAAGACAUGUGGAACUGGCAUCUCCACAAGGGUGACCAAUGACAAUGCUGACUGCAAGCUCAUCAAAGAGACCAGGAUAUGUGAAGUGAGGCCAUGUGGCCAGCCUAGCUAUGCCUCCCUAAAGAAGGGAAAAAAAUGUACCAAGACUAGGAAGUCCCCAUCCCCAGUGAAGUUUACUUACGCCGGAUGUUCCAGUGUGAAGAAGUACCGCCCCAAGUACUGUGGUUCCUGCGUGGAUGGCAGGUGCUGUACACCCCAGCAGACCAGGACUGUCAAGGUCAGGUUCCGCUGCGACGAUGGGGAAACCUUCACCAAGAGUGUCAUGAUGAUCCAGUCCUGCCGAUGCAACUACAACUGUCCACAUGCAAAUGAGGCUUAUCCCUUCUACAGACUAGUCAAUGACAUCCAUAAAUUUAGGGACUAAGUUGUGUGGGGGGUGGGAUGCAAAACAGAAUUUUGAAGUAACCAGCCAUGGAGAAAGGACCUCUGAUGGAAAUGGUGCCUUGCCCAUUUGAGGGCAACAUUGAGAUGUUACAGGAGUGCACUGUGCAACUGGACACUAAUGCAACAGAGAUUUAAGCAUACUUAAAGCUUCAUAGUACUGGAGCAAUUUUACUGCUUCUUUUUGGAGCACCUUAUCUAAUUAUAUACUGUUUUCUGUUUGUAAGUGAUCAGAUAAAUGUUUCGUUCCGGUUAUGAAAACUUUACUAUUCUGUUCAAUUUAACACUAUGCUUCUCUCCAUCCCUCCAAUCUUCUCCCAUCCUUUCCCAACCAAGUUGGAAGUUACAUUCCUUCCUGAGGUGGGCACUUGUGGUGUGUUCACAAUGGCAGCUAUUAUGUACCAACUGUAGUUUAAUGGCAAACAGAAAUCAGUUGUUUUAAAGCUGAGUAUUUUAUUUAUCAACCUGUAGCUUUUGUUUUGUUUUUAUUUUUUUCUUUUUUUUUUUUACCCCUUCCAGCCCCUGUAAUACUGGAAUAAGUUGUAAAUGAUUUUAAUUUUAUAUUCAAUGAAUUAAAAGAAUUUAUUUAUGGAAUUAAUCAUUUAAUAAAGAAAUAUUUACCUAA